UUUUUUGGCGUCCCCUUUUAUGAUGAAUUUUGGUUCAGAUUCAUCCGUUUGAGCUUUGUUUUGUGCUAUAAUUUCAAGCUUAGAUUAUGGAGUUUUUCGGUGGCAUGGUUUCGAUUUCAUUGUUCUCCUUGGUAUCUGUUAUAUGCAUUUGCUGAUGUAGUCAUUUAGAUGUCUACAACGAAGUCUGACACACAGAAGCAUUAGAUAUUCAACUUUUGUGACGUUGAAUAUCUGAAGGCUCCGUUAAUCAUGGUAUCAAAAUCUUGUACAAACCUUCUUGAUAUGUGUUCUGAUGAUGUAUUUGAUUUCUGUCAUCCUAUAAGGUCACUUCCCCUUGUAAUGACUGCCCCUCGAAUGAUCACCGACCUCGAAAGAGACACAAGCAGUGAUGAAGAUUCAGAUGAUUCAGCACCAAUUGUUCGAGACCGAAAAAUAAUUGUCGCCAACUUCCUUCCAGUGAGUUCUCAAAAGGAUCCAAUUAGUGGGAAAUGGAGUUUCACACUGGAUGAGGAUUCUAUUCUUGUUCAGCUGAAAGAUGGCUUCUCUCCUGAUACUGAAGUCAUCUACGUCGGUAGUCUGAAGGCUGAUGUAGAUACUGCAGAGCAAGAAGAUGUCGCUCAAAAACUUUUCAAGGAACAUAAAUGCAUUCCAACUUUUCUCCCACCCGAACUCCACAAGAAGUUCUAUCAUGGCUUCUGCAAGCAGCACUUAUGGCCUCUUUUCCAUUACAUGCUUCCUUUCUGCCUCGACAAAGGUGACCUCUUCGAUCGCUCUCUUUUCCAAGCCUAUGUUUCUGCCAAUAAAAUAUUUGCUGACAAAGUUAUGGAGGCAAUUAAUUCUGUUGACGAUUAUGUUUGGGUUCACGAUUAUCAUCUAAUGCUUCUCCCUACUUUUCUAAGGAAAAGACUAAGUAGGGUUAAGCUCGGUUUCUUUCUCCACAGCCCAUUUCCCUCCUCGGAGAUUUACAGAACUCUCCCUGUUAGAGAUGAAAUCCUGAAGGCAUUGCUUAAUGCAGAUCUAAUUGGCUUCCAAACAUUUGAUUAUGCUCGCCACUUCCUCUCUUGCUGCAGUAGAAUGCUUGGGCUAAGUUAUGAAUCUAAGCGUGGCUAUAUUGGUAUAGAGUAUUUUGGGCGCACAGUGAGCAUUAAGAUUCUUUCUGUGGGUGUUCACAUUGGCCGGCUUGAAUCUGUGUUGAACUUUCAGGCUACGCUCGACAAGGUGCAAGAGAUCAAACAACAGUACAAGGGGAGAAAAUUAUUAUUAGGCGUCGACGACAUGGAUAUCUUCAAAGGAAUCAGUCUAAAAUUUUUAGGGCUAGAGCUUCUGUUGGAGAGGAAUCCCGAGCUUAGAGAAAAAAUAGUGCUUGUCCAAAUUGUAAAUCCUGCGAGAAGCACCGGAAAAGAUGUCAAGGAAGCAAGAGAUGAAGCAAUCACUGUUGCUGAAAGAAUCAACCUUACCUAUGGUUCCAAACAAUAUCAACCUAUAGUACUUAUCGAGAACCCUGUAUGUUUUUAUGAGAAAGUUGCUUUCUAUGCGGUAGCUGAGUGUUGCAUAGUGAAUGCUGUUAGGGAUGGUAUGAACUUAAUCCCGUAUGAAUAUAUUGUAUGCAGGGAGGGAACCAAGGAGAUUGAUAAUUGUAGAGGUAUUGAAGUUAAUUCUCCUCAUACAAGCACACUUAUAGUGUCUGAAUUUGUGGGUUGCUCCCCAUCUUUAAGUGGAGCAUUUAGAGUGAACCCUUGGAGUGUGGAAGAUGUGGCUGAUGCUUUAUAUCGAGCAAUUGACUUAACUGAACCAGAGAAGCAAUUGAGGCAUGAAAAGCAUUACCGUUAUGUUAGUUCUCAUCAUGUUGCUUACUGGGCUCGUAGCUUUGCCCAAGAUCUUGAGAGAGCAUGCAACGAUCACUAUAAAAGGAGGUGUUGGGGUAUUGGGUUUGGAUUGAGCUUCAGAGUUCUUGCCCUUUCUCCUGAGUUUAGAAAGUUGUCAGUUGAUCAUCUCGUUUCUUCUUACAAGAAAACAUGCAGAAGGGCGAUCUUUCUGGACUAUGAUGGGACUAUAAUGCCUGAGGCGUCCAUUAGUAAAACUCCAAGCAGAGAGAUAAUCUCUAUCCUGAACAGCUUGUGCAGUGAUCCAAAGAAUAUAGUAUUUAUUGUCAGUGGUAGAGGAAGAACGUCCCUUGAUGAGUGGUUUGCUUCGUGUGAGGCCCUUGGUAUUGCUGCUGAACAUGGGUAUUUUAUCAGAUGGAAUAAAGCUGCUGAGUGGGAAACCGAUUCAGUGAUCCUUGAUUCUGAGUGGAAGAAGAUUGCAGAACCUGUUGUGAAAUUAUAUACCGAGACAACUGAUGGUUCUUUCAUAGAGUCAAAGGAGAGUGCCAUCGUAUGGCAUUACCAAUAUGCAGACCAUGAUUUUGGCUCUUGCCAAGCUAAAGAGCUGUUGAGUCAUCUGGAGAGUGUACUCGCAAAUGAGCCUGUGGUGGCUAAAAGGGGCCAGCACAUCGUGGAAGUGAAACCUCAGGGAGUUAGCAAGGGGCUGGUUGUGGAGAAACUCCUUAGAACGAUGGUCCAUAACGGGAAGCCGCCGGAUUUUGUGAUGUGUAUUGGGGAUGAUCGAUCUGAUGAGGAUAUGUUCGAAAGCUUAAGUGAUACGGCAAAUAGCAAACUGUUCCCUUCAGUUCCAGAGGUAUUUGCAUGCACAGUUGGCCAAAAACCGAGCAAAGCCAAAUAUUAUGUCAACGAUACCACCGAAGUAAUACGAUUAUUGAAAGCCAUUGCUUCUGUUUCGACUCAGAACGACAAGGAUACCCGCAGUCAUGUUUCCUUCAAAUUGCCACCUGAGAUUGUUGAAUGAGCCCAUUACUCAUUUUCUUUAAUUGGUGGGGGAUUGUGUACAUUAUAUGGAUCUUCGAGCAUCGUGUUACCAUAUUUUUGGCAAUAUUCAGUAACUGCGUACUUCGGGUUCUUUUCGGUGCUAUUGCAAGCCAAUAUGACAACAAUUCUGGGAUGACAUGGAUCUUCAUUUUUCUCCGUCAUUCUUCACUCUGUUUUUUUUUUUCCCUCUACAAAACUGAUUAGCUUUUCGGAUAGGCUUUUAAUAUAAUGAAGGGCUCAUCUGGUUUCACAUCUUCUUUGUAGUAGCUUCUUCCUGUUGAAAUGUACAUAAUAAUUUUCCUCCCCUUUUGCUGUUCCAACUCUCUUGCAAACUAUGUACUCUGCUUUGUGCACCUUUUAGCGUUACAGAUCUUUCCGUAAAGCUA
Messenger RNA from Ananas comosus (pineapple), 3250 nucleotides. RefSeq names its product probable alpha,alpha-trehalose-phosphate synthase [UDP-forming] 9. Gene Ontology annotation, cellular component: cytosol. The transcript is spliced from 4 exons. Lineage: Eukaryota; Viridiplantae; Streptophyta; Magnoliopsida; Poales; Bromeliaceae. The record is from RefSeq and is a predicted model, not a curated record. Gene Ontology annotation, biological process: trehalose biosynthetic process. Gene Ontology annotation, molecular function: catalytic activity. The coding region runs from base 250 to 2844 and encodes 864 amino acids.